CUGGUCGACCCCCUUGUCAUUUCCUCGGCGUGUGCCACCCAGAGCCUUGCUAUCCAAGUAACUGGUGCGCGUGGGUGUGAUGGUAGAUCGCUCAAUCGCCUCACCCCGUUCAUCUCUCUCUUUUUUUUUAUUUUCUAUUUUCGCUGCCCUUUCCAUCCUCUACAGGACAAGACCAAUUGGCUCCAUAGUCGACCGGAUCUAGCUUCGAACCUCCUCGCUCUAUACAGAGCGGCUUGUCCUGACCUGUGCCGGCUCCCAUUGCGAUUCUCAUAACCCUUUUUUUUUUUUUUUUUCGGAGCCAGCGCAAGACGAAGAAGCCGUGGCGAUGUCUUCCCAUUGGCAGCAACAGCAGCCACCCCCGCCUGACAGCGUCGCCGCCGACGACCUGCCCCAGGAAGCAGAGGCCUCGCCCAAUCCGUACGCCUCUUCCAGUCGGUGGCGCCACGUAGAGUCGUCCGCCUACGCGCGCCACGAACUGGGCAAGGAGGACACGCCGUUGCCCCAUGGCCAUACCCAUCGCCGCCACGUCGCCCGAGAGGCCGACUCGCGCGGCACCGGCGCCGGCGACCUAGCCAACUUCCUCAACAAGUCGCGCCUCGACCCGAGCGAGACGCGCGCCGGCAAUGGCACCGACCGCCCCACCACCCCGCGCUUCAAGCCGAUCGUCGCGGGCGCGCCCAAGGAGCAGCAGCAGCAGGCCGGGCCGCCGCCCGACGGGAGGGAGAUCGUCUGCGGGCCGCUGCUCAACUACCGCCGCAUGGAGGGCGCGCGCUGGAUCGGCAGCGUCUUGGUGGUCACGGCCGGAGGCGGGCGCACGCAGCCGCUCGUGCCGACGCUGGAGCUGAGAAAGGCGGCGGCGGCCGCCGGCGCCGGUGCCGGUGGCGGGGGCGACAGGACCGUCGAGGGCACGUGCCUCUACUCGGACGUGCGGAACACGUUCUGGCGGUUCGACCUCGUCGUCGAGAUGGAGGAGGCCGAGACCAAGUGGGAGUACGAGCUGCCCGGCCUGCGGUUCGCGAGCGCGACGAAGCCGCGCGUGAAUAGCUUCUUCGUGCCCGCGGUAAACGAGUCCAUGCGGAUCAUGUUCCACUCGUGCAACGGGUUCAGCGUCGGCACGGACGAGGCCGCCUGGAGCGGCCCCGCGCUGUGGAACGAUGUCCUGCGGAAACACCGGGAAAGGCCCUUCCACGUCAUGAUUGGGGGCGGCGAUCAGAUCUACAACGACGGCAUCCGCGUCACGGGCCCGCUCAAGCGGUGGUCCAACAUCAAGAACCCCGUGUCGCGCAGAGAGCAUCCGUUCCCGGAGAGCCUCCGACAGGAGUGCGAUGACUACUACUUGAAGAACUACAUUCGAUGGUACUCGACCGAGCCCUUUGCCGGGGCCAACGGCCAGAUUCCCCAGCUCAACAUCUGGGACGACCACGAUAUUAUCGACGGUUUCGGCUCGUACGUGAACGAGUUUAUGAAAUGCGACGUCUUCAGGGGCAUCGGGGGCACAGCCCACAAGUACUAUAUGCUGUUCCAGCACCACCUCCCCCCCCCUGCCUUCACCUACACCUCGGAUGCGCCCCCCGCGGCGGCGGCCGAGGAAGGACAAGGGAUGGAUCCGAACCAGACCAUGAACGCAUACGUCCACCCUCCGCUCAGCGAGCCCAACUACAUCUGCGGCCCUAAGGCCGGGCCAUACGUUGCCGAGCAUUCCCACAACCUGUUCACGCAGCUCGGGGCCAGGAUUGCGUUCCUUGGUAUCGACGCACGCACUGAGCGGACGAGACAUCAGGUCAACUACCCCGAGACGUACGACGCCAUCUUCACCCGCCUGAAACAGGAGUUGUCGGCCGCUGCGAACUCGGGGCGGCCGUUCAGGCACCUGGUCUUGUUGCUCGGCAUUCCUAUCGCAUAUCCUCGCCUUACUUGGCUCGAAAACAUCUUUGCGAGCCCGGUCAUGGGUCCCGUCAAGUUCCUGAACCGUCGCUUCGGCCUGGGCGGCAGCUUCUUCAACAGCUUCGACGGCAGCGUCGACCUGUUGGACGACCUGGACGACCACUACACGGCCCGCACCCACAAGAAGGAGCGCAACUGGCUCGUCGAGAGACUGCAGGGCAUCUGCGCCGAGUUCUCGAUCCGCAUCACCAUCCUGGGGGGCGACGUGCACCUGGCCGCGCUCGGCCGCUUCUACUCGGACCCGCGCCUCAACAUACCGGUCGAGCAGGACUACCGCUACAUUGUCAACGUCAUCUCGUCGGCCAUCGUCAACAAGCCCCCGCCGGCCGCCGUCGCCAACCUCCUGGCGCGCCGCAACAAGAUCCACCACCUCAACCACGACACGUCCGAGACCCUGCUCAAGCUCUUCGACAAGGACCCCGGCGACAGCCAAAAGACGGCCGCCCACAACCAAGUCACCAUGCCCUCCCGCAACUUCGCCAUGAUCACCGAGAACUCUCCCAACAACUCAACGACGACGACGACGACGGCGCAUCCCAACGGCGGUGCCGUCGCCAACGGUGGGGGGGCCACCACCACCCACCAGCACCAGCACCAACACCAGCACCUCCGCCCGCCGACCGCGUCGCAGCAAUCCGCCGCCGCCGGCACGACGACGUCGACGACUACUCCCUCCUCCGCGCCGCCCUCCAACGCGUCCAGCCGGCCAGCCAGCCAGGGCAGCAAAGACGGCAAGCACGACAACAGCAAGGACGGCCGGCUGCCGCUGCACGGGGGCGAGGAAAACUGCGGCACAAAGCACAAGGCGGCCGACCCGGCCCGGCACGGCCGCGACUCGGACGGCUCCCUGGACGUGUGCAUCUGGGUCGAGAUCGACCAGCACGACCCCGCCGGCCGCACGCAGGGCUACGGCCUGACGGUGCCCGCGCUCGCGUACAACGGCCCGCGGCCGCCCAGCGUCGAUCUGCUGCCGCCUCGCAGCCGGGGGAGCUCUGCGGCCGGCGGCGGCGGCGGCGGUGGUGGUGGUAGCAGGGCCUGAUCUCUUUCUUUCUCUUUUUUAUUUCUCUCGUUCUUCCCUAGGAGGUUGAGGGGGGGGUUAAGGGUGCGGUGCAU
This is a messenger RNA of Thermothelomyces thermophilus ATCC 42464, 3057 nucleotides long. RefSeq lists its product as uncharacterized. Gene Ontology annotation, cellular component: membrane. NCBI's taxonomy places the organism in Eukaryota, Fungi, Ascomycota, Sordariomycetes, Sordariales, Chaetomiaceae. The record is from RefSeq and is a predicted model, not a curated record. The transcript has 8 exons. The coding region runs from base 326 to 2983 and encodes 885 amino acids.